Protomyces lactucae-debilis is the source of this 2440-nucleotide messenger RNA. RefSeq names its product minichromosome maintenance protein Mcm7p. Lineage: Eukaryota; Fungi; Ascomycota; Taphrinomycetes; Taphrinales; Protomycetaceae. The transcript has a single exon. Bases 74 to 2395 code for a protein of 773 amino acids. Gene Ontology annotation, cellular component: nucleus; MCM complex. Gene Ontology annotation, molecular function: ATP binding; single-stranded DNA binding; single-stranded DNA helicase activity. The record is from RefSeq and is a predicted model, not a curated record. Gene Ontology annotation, biological process: double-strand break repair via break-induced replication; DNA replication; DNA replication initiation.
CGCGCGCCAGCCUCCUUCCAAUUGACCAACUCUCUGUGAUUGCCCUUGUAGCUUGUCUAUUCCAGCAGCAAGCAUGAGUGCAGGACUCUUUGGUGUUAAAGAGCUUGCCGACUACGAGCAUCUUCAGGAACAGCUGAUUGACUUUUUGCAGCACUUCAAAGGCAAAGCAGCUGUGGAGGACGCCGCAGGGGCUCUCGAUGGUGAUGAAGACAUGGACAUGGGCGCGGACAAGCUCAAGUACAUGGAAUUGUUGCAGAAAGUAUCAAAUCGCGAAACGACGACUGUUGUGCUUGAAUUGGACGACCUCAAAGACUAUCACGAAGACCGUGCUCUCCUCAACAAUAUUCUAAACAACACAAAGACGUAUACCAAUUUGGUAUGCCAAGCCAUUGACAAGACGAUGCCAUUGCCGACUAUCGACCUUGGUGAUAAUGAAGAGGUCAUGGAUGUCAUUAUGCAUCAACGCCGUAACCGCAAUGCAGCGCUCCAGGCGGAAUCGAACGAUCCAACGGCAGAAGCGCUAGACCUGUUCCCACCCGAAUUGACCCGUCGCUACAACCUAUACAUCAAGCCUCUUUCACAGGACUAUCUUGGACACGGUCGAGCUUUUGCUGUGCGCGACAUCCGCGGCGAGCAUCUCGGACGUCUGAUUACCGUUCGAGGCAUCGCAACACGCGUAUCAGACGUCAAACCCUCGUGCCAAGUCAAUGCGUACACCUGCGAUCGCUGCGGCAGCGAAGUCUUCCAGGAAAUUCAAGGCAAGCAGUUCAUGCCCUUGGUCGAAUGCACAUCGCGCGAGUGUGUGACGAACGAUGCAAAAGGCCAAUUGCACCCAUCUACCAGAGCGUCCAAAUUCAUGCCGUUUCAGGAAGUCAAGAUCCAGGAGCUGACGAAUCAAGUGCCUGUUGGGCAUAUCCCACGAUCGCUGACUAUACAUCUCAAUGGCAACAUAACUCGCAGCAUUAACCCUGGCGACAUUGUUGAUGCGGCUGGCAUCUUCCUCCCAACACCUUACACUGGAUUUCGCGGCAUGCGCGCCGGUCUCCUGACAGACACCUAUCUGGAGGGCCACUACAUCAAGCAGCACAAAAAGCAGUACACCAGUGUCGACACCACGCCAGAAACGAUGGCCAUGAUCCAGGAGUUGCAGGACUCUGGAUCGGUCUACGAGAGAUUAUCGAAGUCCAUUGCGCCUGAAAUUUACGGACACGACGAUGUGAAGAAGGCUCUCCUCUUACUUUUGGUAGGAGGUGUAACCAAGGAAAUGGGUGAUGGAAUGAAGAUUCGUGGAGACAUCAAUGUAUGCCUCAUGGGAGAUCCCGGUGUUGCCAAGUCGCAGCUCCUCAAAUACAUCACCAAGGUUGCUCCGCGAGGAGUGUAUACUACGGGACGCGGUUCGUCUGGUGUCGGUUUGACGGCAGCGGUAAUGCGAGAUCCCGUCACUGAUGAAAUGAUUCUGGAGGGUGGUGCCUUGGUCCUCGCCGACAAUGGCAUUUGCUGCAUCGAUGAAUUCGACAAGAUGGACGACUCGGACAGAACAGCGAUUCACGAAGUCAUGGAACAGCAGACCAUAUCAAUUUCCAAAGCAGGUAUCACGACGACUCUCAAUGCACGUACCUCGAUUCUCGCUGCAGCCAACCCUCUCUACGGGCGGUACAACCCCAAGAUCUCGCCUGUCGAGAAUAUUAACCUCCCAGCAGCUCUCUUGUCGCGAUUUGACAUCCUGUUCUUGAUUCUAGACACGCCUGCUCGAGAUGAGGAUGAGCGAUUGGCUCAACACGUCGCUUUCGUGCACAUGAACAACCGGCAUCCUACCAUGAACUUCGAACCGUUGGAGCCAGCCAUGAUACGCAGUUUCAUCGCUGCGGCUCGUCAAAAACGGCCUACUGUCCCGAAACAAGUCAGUGACUACGUCGUGGGAGCUUACGUCAAUCUCAGACAAACGCAGAAGCGGGAAGAAGGAAGCAAGCGGCAAUUCACUCACACGACGCCGAGAACCCUGCUCGCAGUCCUUCGCAUGGCUCAAGCUCUCGCGCGCCUGCGUUUUGCAGAUGUGGUCGAGAUUGGCGAUGUCGAUGAAGCUCUUCGGCUCAUCGCUGUAUCCAAGUCCUCACUGUACGAUGACGAAUCGCGCGAUGUGGAUUCGACCUCUUCUAGCAAGAUUUACAAGAUUGUGCGCGAUCUGGCCAAUGGUGAUGGACACGACUUCAUCUCUGAGUGGGCACUGCGAACUAUUCGUGAUCGGGUUCUGGCAAAGGGAUUCACGGAGGACCAACUGUCUGAGACAUUGAGCGUUUAUGAGGAUCUGGGCAUAUGGAUCGUAGACGGUGCGAAGCUUCAAUUCCUUGAUGAGGAGGGAGCUGCAGCUGGCGAUGAUAGCGAUAUGGUCAGGUGAGCAAUCGUAGUUCUGUAAGUACUUUCUCCUUUAAAUGCUGCGCGG